Stylophora pistillata is the source of this 1625-nucleotide messenger RNA. RefSeq lists its product as uncharacterized. The record is from RefSeq and is a predicted model, not a curated record. NCBI's taxonomy places the organism in Eukaryota, Metazoa, Cnidaria, Anthozoa, Scleractinia, Pocilloporidae.
AUGAAGAUGGUUAAGUCAUCUAUGGAGGAUGUGGGGCUUCAGUGGAAGAAGUGGAAGAAGUGUGCGGUGGCCCAUGUGAAAAGAGGGGUCCAAGUGACUGCUGUCUCAGGGGGGAGAGUUGUGGAGUCGACUAGAAUACCAUGUCUUGCUGAUGGUGAGCAGUACAAGUUCCUUGGAGUACUUGAGAGUGUUAGGCAGGAGGAUAAGUUGGUCCUGGAGUGUGCAGCAAGAGAGUAUCUCAGACGAUUGUCAGUUAUUUGGACAAGUCCCUUGUCCGAUUAUAGUCGGGUGGUAGCGUCAAAUCAGUUUGCAUUGCCUGUUCUUGGAUAUCUCAUGUGGACACAACAGUGGCCGAUGAUGGAACUUAAGCAGAUCGAUAGGGAAGCGCGCAAGAUUGUUGUCGAGAGUGAGGGUAGACACCCAUGUAGCUUGAAUGCAUUGUUGUAUAUGCCAAGAAGUAGAGGAGGGCGGGGAUUGCGCUCUGUUGAAAUGGAGUACAAAGCCACAAAAAUCAAGGAUGCAGUCAGACUCCAUGGCAAUGAAGAUCGUGCACUGGGAAUGGUACGGGAGUUUGAAGAGCAAGCGGCAAGGAUGGGGCGUAGGUCAAUUUUUAAAGAAGUGGCUAAGUGCGCGGAGGACUUGGGGCUGGAGUUGGAUUUGGAACACGCGCAAGGGAUCAAGAAAGAGGUGCGAAGGUGCCAAACUGAGAAGUUUGAGGAGGAGAUCAGAAACCAACGAUGGCAAGGACGUCUAGUGACUACCAGGCUGGAGGAUGAGAGUCUGAGUGCCGAUGGGUGUUUCUGGUGGCUCACAGAGUGGAAGAACUGCCCAUCACACACAAUUGCUGGACUCGUCGAGCUAUACGAGCAGCUAUUGCCAACGCGAGUAUACACGAGUCAGAAGACCCACGCAAGCGGGGAUGGCGAGGUGAGGUGCAGAUUAUGCGGCAAGGUUCCAGAGAGUGUGGCACAUAUCUUGUCAGGAUGCAGUGCGCUGGCCCAGAGCAAGUAUCUCUCUAGACACGACGCAGCACUGAAGGUACUGUUUUACGAACUGUUGUAUCAUGAGGGAUUUAUAGACGAGAUACCACCCUGGUACUCACCCGACAAGCCGAAGCCCGUGUAUGAGUCAGAGAAUGUUAAAGCUUAUUGGGAUGUCCCUAUCUAUGCUGAUCAACAAGAGUACCAAGAUCUUAGGGCCAACAGAAUUGAUACGAGAAUAGUAAACCACCAGGAGAAGAAGGUUAUAGUGAUGGAGAUGAGCUGCUCCUGGGUGAGCAAUCGUCAAAAGAAAACAUCAGAAAAGGCGAUGAAAUACGCGCCACUCAGAUGGGAGAUGAAGCAGAAGUACCCCGGGUACGAAAUUUCACAGUACAACAUCAUUGUGGACGUACUCGGGGGCUGGUCGACAGAAGUGGAGGUAACGUUGAAGGAGUUAGUUGGGAGGCGUCACAGAGAUGUCCUCAAGAAGAUGCAAAGGGCAUGCAUAUCCGUCACACUGAACAUUUCACGUACUUUUAAGGUUGCGAUACAUUAGACAUCGUAUUACCCGUGCUUCGGUUUGUCUCCUGCUCUAGAACUCUGAACAUUUAGCAUGUUUUAGCGUAAUUUGGUUUAGUUUAUUAU